AUGUCAGGCAACAAUAUUAAAGUAGUUUGUCGUUUUCGACCUCAAAAUAAAAUGGAAAUAAGAGAGGGUGGUGUACCUAUUAUUGAAAUAUCUGAGGACGGAACUGGUGUCUCUCUCAAGGGAAAAGACACAAAUUCAUUUUCAUUUGAUAAAUGCUUUGGAUCAAAUACAGGACAAAAAGAAGUAUUUGAAUAUUCAAUCAAAUCCAUUGUGGAUGAUGUGGUUGCUGGUUACAACGGUACCGUAUUUGCUUAUGGUCAAACAGGUUCCGGUAAAACCUUCACAAUGAUGGGUUCUAGCAUCGAUGAUCAAGAAAAUAAGGGUAUCAUUCCCCGUAUCAUCGAACAGAUCUUUGAAAGUAUUCAGAUGGCUCCAGUCAACAUGGAAUUCACUGUGAAAGUCGCUUAUAUGGAAAUUUAUAUGGAAAAAGUAAGAGAUCUUUUAGUUCCUGCAAAUGAUAACUUGGCUAUUCAUGAAGAUAAAGUCAAGGGUGUUUAUGUUAAAGGAAUUAAAGAAGUGUAUGUAUCUGACACAGACCAAGUCUAUGAAGUCAUGAGAAUUGGUGGUGAUAAUCGUGUUGUUGCAUCCACUAACAUGAAUGCGGAGAGUUCAAGAAGUCAUUCUAUUGUACUCGUCACAAUCACACAAAAGAAUUUAGACACAGGUGCUGCAAAGAGUGGUAAAUUAUACUUGGUCGAUUUAGCAGGUUCUGAAAAAGUUGGCAAAACCGGUGCCUCCGGUCAAACAUUGGAGGAAGCCAAAAAAAUUAAUAAAUCUCUUACUGCUUUGGGUAUGGUCAUUAAUUCAUUGACAGAUGGAAAGUCAAGUCAUGUUCCUUACAGAGAUUCAAAAUUGACCCGUAUCUUGCAAGAAUCUUUGGGUGGUAACUCACGUACUACACUCAUCAUCAAUUCUUCUCCUUCCUCUUACAAUGAAGCCGAAUCCAUCUCCACCUUACGUUUCGGUGCUCGUGCAAAGACCAUCAAGAAUAAGGCCAAGGUCAAUGCUGAUUUAUCACCUGCUGAACUUAAAGCCUUAUUGAAACGUGUGAAAGGCGAUGCCGUUUCAUUCAAGGCGUAUAUUGCUGCUCUCGAAAACGAAAUCAGUUUAUGGCGAGCUGGUAAGAAAGUACCCGAAUCCGGUUGGGCAUCAGCCAACGGAAAAACAAAACCCGCUUCACCGUCCGCAUCCUCCUCAGCAGCAGCAACGGUUGAUGCCCCCAUCACACCUCCUCCCACUCCCGCUCCCGCAUUUAAACUUUCUACCGACGAUGAUGCAUCUAGACCUUCAACACCUGCCAUGGUGCUCGGAAAAGAUGAAAAGGACGAGUUUUUGAAACGCGAACAAGAUUUAUUGGAUCAAAUCGCUGAACAAGUCGCUGAAUUAGCCAACCGUGAAAAACAAGUCAACGAGAUUCAAGAAAUGUUGGCAGAGUUAAAGGAUAAUGAAAAGAUAUCUGGUAACAAUAACAAGUCAUUAUCAUCCGAACUAAGUGAGGCCCAAGUUCAGUUAGAAAAGGAAUCUUAUGAAAAGAAAGAAGGUGAAAUCAAUAUUGAUUCUCUUAAGGAAGCCAAUUUGGAAUAUACGGCGGAAUUAGAUGAGCUGAAGGCUACAUUAGCUGGAUUAGAAGCGGCUGAAUUGAAAAAUGCAGAGCAUAUCAAGGCCGCUGAAGUGGCUGUGGAAGAUGCUCAAGAGAAAAAACAAGGUAUCGAACAUGAAUUAAAUGUUCAAGAUAUCACACCAGAAGCCAUCCGAAAGUUGCGUCAAGACUUACAGGUCACAAAAGCAGCCAUUGAACAACACAAAGUCACCAUUGACAAUCUUGAACAAGAAAGAGAUUCGCUGAUUAUCAAACGGGAUGAUCUCGAGAUCCGCUUUAGUAAUUUGGAGGUAGACUAUGAGGAACUUUUAGAUAAAACAAUCGCUAUGGAAGAGUUGGAUGUAAAGCAAACCACAGAUAUCGCUGCUUCUAUUGCCGAACUCAAGACAAAAUUAGAAAGCCAGUUUAUUAUCAAGCGUCAAGUUCAAGAGAAAGAAAUCGAGUCCCUUAAAUCUGAUAUGGAAAAGAAGACAAAGGAGGAAAACAGGCUGAUGAGUGUCAUGAAAGAGGUCCAAGAGACUCAUGAUAAGCUCUUGAAAAUGAAGUCAGAGCCUGUUAUUAUAAAUACAAAAGAUACUGUAGAACAGAAAGAAAAGGAGUUAGAAAAGAUGCGCAAGACAAUGGCUCAGGAAUUGGCAGAUUUCGAAACAAUGAAGAAAGUGUUAAUGCGGGAUCUUCAAAGCCGCUGUGAGAAGGAAGUGGAGUUGGAGGUCGCAUUAGAUGAAACGAGACUACAAAAGAACAAUGUGUUGAAGGCUACAAACAAUAAAGCACAACAAAAGAAAAUGUCGCUCUUGGAAAGAAAUUUGGAUCAAUUGACCAAUGUACAAAAACAAGUAAGUACUUCCUUUUUUUUCAUAUAUAUAUAUAUACAUAUUCGUUUUUUUUUUUUUUUAUGUUUGUAUCUUUAUAAAAAAUAG
This is a messenger RNA of Mucor mucedo, 2520 nucleotides long. Its product is annotated as kinesin heavy chain. The record is from RefSeq and is a predicted model, not a curated record. Bases 1 to 2520 code for a protein of 839 amino acids. The transcript has 6 exons. Gene Ontology annotation, molecular function: microtubule motor activity; microtubule binding; ATP binding. Gene Ontology annotation, biological process: microtubule-based movement. NCBI's taxonomy places the organism in Eukaryota, Fungi, Mucoromycota, Mucoromycetes, Mucorales, Mucoraceae.